Fusarium odoratissimum NRRL 54006 is the source of this 1299-nucleotide messenger RNA. RefSeq lists its product as uncharacterized. Gene Ontology annotation, cellular component: membrane. Lineage: Eukaryota; Fungi; Ascomycota; Sordariomycetes; Hypocreales; Nectriaceae. The transcript has 6 exons. The coding region runs from base 1 to 1299 and encodes 432 amino acids. The record is from RefSeq and is a predicted model, not a curated record. Gene Ontology annotation, biological process: carbohydrate transport; transmembrane transport. Gene Ontology annotation, molecular function: carbohydrate:proton symporter activity.
AUGGCUAUUGGUCCCAAACUCAUGCGCGCCAUCGUGCGUAACGAUGCGAUGCGGGAAGACCCUCCCGAGAUCUAUGGCUGGCGCGUCUUCGCCUUGGUCUUUUCUGCAUGCUUUGGCGGCAUGCUUUUUGGCUGGGAGACUGGUGCCAUCGGCGGCGUACUUGCAAUGAACCCCCUGCAGGAGAAAUUCGGCUAUGGUCAAAAGUCGGCCUCGGAGAAGGCCACGCUCGAUCAGAAUAUCGUCUCAACAUUGCAGGGAGGAGCCUUUCUGGCCUGCUUUCUCACCAGCUGGCUGGGAGAAAGGUUUGGCCGUCGGCGGUGUCUUAUCGGUACCGGAACGGUCACAGUUGUCGGCGUUGUCUUCCAGGCUUGUUCUGCCAUCAACGGCACCCUUGCUGUAAUGUACGUUGGACGUUUCGUCUCUGGACUCGGUGUUGGAGCAGCUUCGUCUCUCGUUCCACUGUACGUCUCAGAGUGUGCUCCUCGUGCUAUUCGUGGUGGCCUCAUUGCCUGCUACCAACUCCUCCUUGUCACCGGUAUCAUGCUGGCUUUCUGGGUCAAUUACGCAUGCCUUCUACACCUCACUGCCCCAGCCAUUUACAUCUUGCCUCUAUCAUUCCAGGGUCUUCCAGCUAUUAUUCUCAUCGCAGGAAUGUGUUUUUGCCCCGAAAGCCCCCGCUGGUGUGCUCGUAAGGACGACUGGGAGAGCACCAAACAGAUCCUAAUCAACCUUCGCGGUCUCCCAGUCGAUCAUGAGUAUGUCCAGGAAGAGAUUCGCGAGAUUGCGGAGCAGCUUGAACAUGAGCGGCAGCUCGUGGGCGGCUCCUCUACCAAAGACCUCCUCAGAGAGCUCGUCACGAUCCCAGGUAAUCGCAAGCGUACCUUCAUUAUCUUCAUGCUCAUGGUCUGGCAACAAAUGACUGGUGUAAAUGCCGUGAACUACUAUGCCCCCCAGAUCUUCAAGAACCUUGGUAUGACCGGCACCGAAGCCUUUUUGUUUGCUACCGGCAUCUAUGGAAUUCUCAAGGUGACUGGUGUUGCCAUCUUCCUCAUCUUCAUGGCCGACUCUCUUGGCCGCCGUGCUAGUCUGCUCUGGACCAGUGCCGCCAUGGCCUUCACCAUGUUCAUUGUUGGUAUCUACGGGAGGAUCGAGCCCCCUAUUGCGGGAAAGCCUAUUUCACCUUUCGGUUACGUUGCCAUCGUGUGCAUCUACCUUUGGGCUGCUUUCUACCAUUCGGUUGGGGUCCAUGCCCGUGGAUCCUCAUGUCCGAAAUUCCUUCAGCGAGACUCCGAACCUUGA